Triticum urartu is the source of this 2115-nucleotide messenger RNA. RefSeq names its product NAC domain-containing protein 7. Gene Ontology annotation, molecular function: DNA binding. The record is from RefSeq and is a predicted model, not a curated record. Gene Ontology annotation, biological process: regulation of DNA-templated transcription. NCBI's taxonomy places the organism in Eukaryota, Viridiplantae, Streptophyta, Magnoliopsida, Poales, Poaceae.
CCCUCCCCCUCUCCUCCAUCCUCUCCGGCCGGCCACAUCUGAGAGAGACGCAUACACGCCAGCACGAGCAGGGCCGGGAGAGGGAGCAAGCCUCGGACGGCUCGGACGGCGCCGUAGCGGGCGGUCGCUGUUGGUGGCGGGUGGAGGUGGUGGCGGUUACGGUGGAGAAAGGCGCGGAGCGGGGUGGCCAAUUGGGAAAGGGCACCAGGAGAUCCAGGGCUCCCCGGAUUUCAGCCAGACUUUGCCCGCAAUCCAUCCGCCCUUUCCGCCGGUCGGUGUCCCAUCCGUGCGUGUCCCUCUCCCCCUCCGCCCCGGCGAAAGCGAGACGACACAGCGUGCGUGCCUAUAUAGCUUCAACUGCGUGAUCAAGCCCAAGCUGCCUAUAGCUAGCAAGCUACGAGUUGGUGUGGUAAGAGGAGAUAUAGACCGGCCCUCUAUCUUCUGUAUAUAUUCUUCUUAUCUAGCUAGCUGCCUUCUCUUGCGGUGCGGCCUGUGUAUAAAUUCGGGCGGCGCUCGUCACACUCGUUGGGCGCAAGGAGAAGUACUUACUACACGAAGAAUCUGCAAAGACCGUGCUCUGAUAGGCUGGGGCGUGCGCUGCCGCUGAUCAGGCUUCUGUUCUUCCUCUAGUGCGAUAUUCACGCUGAUAGUGGAAUAAAAUGGACACUUUCUCCCAUGUUCCGCCGGGUUUCCGGUUUCAUCCUACCGACGAGGAGCUCGUUGAUUAUUACUUGAGGAAGAAGGUGGCAUCCAAGAAGAUUGACCUGGACGUCAUAAAGGACGUCGAUUUGUACAAAAUCGAGCCAUGGGAUCUCCAAGACAAGUGCAAGAUUGGCAUGGAGGAGCAGAACGACUGGUACUUCUUCAGCCACAAGGACAAGAAGUACCCGACGGGCACCCGCACCAACAGGGCUACGAGCGCCGGGUUCUGGAAGGCGACGGGGAGGGACAAGCCCAUCUACACAAACCACUGCCUUGUCGGAAUGAGGAAGACCCUCGUCUUCUACAAGGGCCGUGCGCCCAACGGUCAGAAGUCGGACUGGAUCAUGCACGAGUACCGCCUCGAGACGAACGAGAAUGGAGCCACGCCCGAGGAAGGAUGGGUGGUCUGCCGGGUGUUCAAGAAGCGAGUCGCGACGGUGCGGAGGAUGGCAGAUAUGAACUCGCCUUGCUGGUUCGACGACCAUGGCGCUGGAGGUGGGUUCAUGCCGGACCUCGACUCGCCGAGGCAGCUCGGGUACCAGCACCACCACCCCCAGAACUUGGCAUCGUACCACAGCCAGCAGCAGCAGCAGUACCACUGCAAGCCGGAGCUGGAGUACCAUCACCUCCUGCCGCAGGAGGCCUUCAUGCAACAGCUUCCUCACCUGGAGAGCCCCAAGCCUACUACGGCCUACAUUGGCCACGGCAGCAGCGGCGGCAUCCUGUCGUCGACCAGCAAUCACCCCCUCGCGCAUGACGGGCCCUCCAGGUUCGCAGCGCAGCAACCGCCGAUGGACCAUGCGCUUUACACUGGUGAAUCGUCGGCCACCGACUGGAGGUACCUCGACAAGUUCGUCGCGUCUCAGCUGUUCAGCCAUGACGGUACCAAUCCCAAGGAGCAGGCCACUCACUCCAAUGCAGCAGUCCAGGUGUUUCAGGCAGGGAACAAGCAUGAAGAGGCCCUGGACUAUGCUUCGACAUCUGCCGGCCUAGGCUCGGCUCAUCUGUGGAAAUAGCAUGCACAAGCAAGCACAACUCCAUUGGACAUCCUACACAAUUUAUACAAUCCAGACCUGAUCUAGUGUACAAAUAUAGCUGGCCAUGUAUGCCAUGAUUAAUCAUGGUAUAUAUAUGCACACACACAUAUAUAUACAUAAUAAAUAUGUAACCGAAGUGGUUAUGUAGUAUCUAUAGUAGUACUCCCUCCGUAAACUAAUAUAAGAGCGUUUAGAAUACUAAAUUAGUGAUCUAAACACUCUUAUAUUAAUUUACAGAGGGAGUAUUUGGUAUCAGGUCUCUGGACCUGAUGCUAAUAAGGUAGCCGAAAGUUGAGGCUAAGGGGCUUCAGUGACUGACUUGACCAUUUUGUGAAAAUAGUCAAGCUGUUGAUGGACGUCUAUUUUGUGCAGUCCA